CAAAUCCUAUAUUGAUGAUCUUGGAUGAUGUCUGGCCUGAAUCAGAAUCCAUAAUUGACGAGUUCAAGUUUAAUAUUCCAAAUUACAAGAUUGUGGUGACUUCAAGAACUGCAUUUCCAAAAUUUAAGUCUAAAUAUAACUUAAAUCCAUUAGGUCCUGAAGAUGCAAUGAGUCUUUUUUGCCGCUCAGCAUCAUUCAAAGACAUGAGCUCUUACUUUUCUAAAGAACAAAUCGAAAAGAUAGUAAGAGGUUGUGGGGGGCUGCCAAUAGCCCUUAAAGUGAUUGGUGGUUCACUCCGUGGGAGGCCUGUAGAAGUUUGGCAAAGUACAUUAAUGAGAUGGUCUGAUGAUGGUCAUUCUAUUUUUAAGUCUGAUAAGGAAGUGCUUGCUCGUCUAGAAAAAAGCCUAGAAUUUUCUGAUGAAAAGAGCAUCCUCAAAGAGUAUUUCAUGGACCUUGGUUCAUUUCCUGAAGACCGAAGAAUUCCUGCUACUGCCCCCAUUGAUCUGUGGACAGAAUUACAUGAACCAAACCAAAAUGAUGUCCAUGUUACUGCCGAUUUGCAUGAACUCACCACAAGAAAUUUGGCUAGUCUUGUAAUGACAAGGUUUGUUCAGACUUUUGAUUUCUGAAGUGUGAUUUACUUUUAGGAUAAGUUUUUCAUGUAAUCUUUGCUAGUUGCUAGUUUUGAUAUGAUAUAACUCUAUACAUGGCCAAAGGCCCAAAAUAUUGUAUUAUGUCUUCCUGCUAGAU
This is a messenger RNA of Quercus lobata, 750 nucleotides long. Its product is annotated as probable disease resistance protein At5g66900. The coding region runs from base 15 to 629 and encodes 204 amino acids. The record is from RefSeq and is a predicted model, not a curated record. Gene Ontology annotation, molecular function: ADP binding. NCBI's taxonomy places the organism in Eukaryota, Viridiplantae, Streptophyta, Magnoliopsida, Fagales, Fagaceae. The transcript has 2 exons.